CUGAUAUGACGUCCUUCCAUUCUCACCGCGCAUGCGUGGCUCAGAGAGCGCGUAUUGCGGCGAUCACUGGUGCGCUGUGUCCCUCGGACACAGCAGAUCACAGAAAGAGCCAAAGAUGUCAGCUCGGUCAUGUGAUCAGCUGUGUCCAAUCACAGCUGAUCACAUCCCCAGCAGUGCCACCUGUCAGUGUCCAUCAGUGCCAGCAGUCAGUGCUCAUCAGUGCCACGUGCCAGUGCCCAUCAGUGCCACAUCAAUGCCACAUAUCAGUGCCCAUCUGAGCUGCCUUUCAAUGUCACCCAUCAGUGCCAGUCAGUGCCGCCUAACAGUGCCAGUCAGUGCCACCUAUCAGUGCCAUAUAUCAGUGUCAUGUAUCAGUGCUGCCUUUCAGUGCCCAUCAGUGAUGCCUGUCAAUGCCCAUCAG
Messenger RNA from Staurois parvus, 421 nucleotides. NCBI's taxonomy places the organism in Eukaryota, Metazoa, Chordata, Amphibia, Anura, Ranidae. The record is from the annotation of a GenBank genome assembly.